Molecule: messenger RNA, 939 nt
Organism: Caenorhabditis briggsae
Lineage: Eukaryota; Metazoa; Nematoda; Chromadorea; Rhabditida; Rhabditidae
Exons: 2
Coding region: 1-939 (312 amino acids)
Molecular function (GO): nucleic acid binding
Source: RefSeq, a predicted model, not a curated record
AUGCGAGCUUCUCCUCAUCGCCAAACCAUUGCCAAGCUGUUCAACGACGGCAUCUCCACCGGUGACAUCGCUCGAAGACUUCUUCUUCCGAGAGCAACUGUCUAUCGAGUUGUGCAACAAUUGAAAGAUCGAGGACAUGUGUUGGAGCUUAAGAAAAGCGGAAGACCUCGUACUGUCAACACUCGCCGGACUCGUGGCAUCAUCAAGAAGAGAAUCACACGAAAUGAUGCGGUCAGCAUGAACCAAAUGGCUUCAUCGCUCGGAAUCUCAAGACAAUCGGUUCAAUCCAUUGUGAAAAAGGACUUGGGUCUGAACAGUUAUCGGCUCCUUCGUGGCCAAUACCUCACAGAACAGUCCAAGAAGAAUCGGCUCGAAAAAGCGAAAAAGUUGCUCGACGCACUCAAGGACGAAGCAAAGUCCCCAAAACGUCGUCUGGCCUACAAGAGACUUUUUCCAAAGUCAGUGAUGGUGUGGGCUGGAUUGACGUCGGAAGGUAAAGUCCCAUUGGUUUUCAUUGAUAGAAAUGUGAAAAUCAACUCGGAUGUGUACCAAAAGUUGGUGUUGAUGGAUGUUUUACGUCCGUGGGUCACUAGCCACUUUGGCCAGCAACCCUUCAUUCUUCAACAAGAUUGGGCCCCGUCCCAUGGCUCGAAAUCUACGAAAGCUGUUCUCGACGCUCAUUUCCCUGGCUACUGGGGCAAGGACAUGUGGCCCGCUUCCUCGCCCGAUCUGAAUCCACUCGACUUUUCCGUUUGGGGAUAUUUGGAGGAAAAGGUGAUGGCUCGAUCGCACCCAAAUGUGGAUUCACUGAAGGCCGCUUUGCUCAAAGCAUGGGAUGAUCUUGACGAUGACUACCUCCGGCGCACCGUCGCUUCUGUUCCAGCUCGUUUGAAGGCGUGCAUCAAGGCCGAAGGCUCAAACUUCGAAUAUCUCCUCUGA